Messenger RNA from Daphnia pulicaria, 2137 nucleotides. RefSeq names its product palmitoyltransferase ZDHHC17-like (gene Hip14). Gene Ontology annotation, molecular function: protein binding; palmitoyltransferase activity. Bases 166 to 2052 code for a protein of 628 amino acids. NCBI's taxonomy places the organism in Eukaryota, Metazoa, Arthropoda, Branchiopoda, Diplostraca, Daphniidae. The record is from RefSeq and is a predicted model, not a curated record. Gene Ontology annotation, biological process: protein palmitoylation. Gene Ontology annotation, cellular component: Golgi membrane. The transcript is spliced from 12 exons.
GCGACGUAACCAUAGGCAACCAGAGUACAAUCGAUAUUUGUCUUGCUUUUUGGUGCUGCGGUUGUGGCUGGGUUGUGGUGAAAAAAAAAUGCUUUUUUAAAGAAUAGGCUUAAUAUUAAGAAAGUUUAAUUAUAAGUAUCGGGAAAUACCCUUACUGUCCCGAAAAUGUCACUCCAGUCUCCCAGUGAAGAUCGUUCCAAUGACAUGCAGAGCAAUAUAAACACCGGUACUGACCAGCAAUAUAAAACAUGGGACAUAGUCAAAGCGACUCAAUAUGGAAUAUUUGACCGAUGUAAAGAACUCAUAGAUCAAGGAUAUGAUGUGAACCAAAGAGAUGAUGAAAAUGUUACUCUACUCCACUGGGCCUCCAUCAAUAAUAGAAAGGAACUUGUUAACUUGUAUAUAAAUCAUGGGGCUCAAGUUGACGCAGUUGGUGGUAAAUUACUUGCCACUCCUCUACAUUGGGCUGUCAGACAAGGCCACCUGGCUACAGUAAUUUUAUUAAUAAAACAUGGUGCUGAUCCAAUGGUUUAUGAUGGAGAAGGAUUCCAGUCACUUCAUUUGGCAGCUCAGUUUGGACACACUGCUGUGUGUGCUUACUUAUUGGCUCAUGGAGUUCCUGUCAAUAGUGCAGAUAUGCAAGGAAUGACACCCCUAAUGUGGGCUGCCUUCAGGACUACAACUGUGGAUCCUACUCGUUUACUCGCCUCCCUAGGUGCAAGCGUGAUUUCUCAGGAUAAUCAUGGCAACACAGCUCUCCACUGGGCAAUAGAGUCUCGAAGCGUCUCGGCUAUAUCGCUUUUAUUGGAAAGAAAUGCUUCUCUGGAUGUUCAAAAUGAAAAAGGUACAAGUUGCUUCAAAUUGCUAGUCCAAGACAAACCUCCUUGGUUGGGACCUCGUCUGUUACACAGGAUACUGGAUCGCGUGGCUCAGUCCGAUAAAGAGGCGCGUGUUGACCAACUGUCAUGCAUGGCACGGAUAAAAAAUGCGCGAAAUUACAAGAAACUACAGCAUUGGUUUCUUGUUGCGAGUCCGUUUGUUCUAUUUUUCAUAUUGGGCACUCUUUUUCAAAGCUCUCUGAAUUAUUAUCUAAAAGCAGCGAUGUUACUUCUGACCAUUGUAUGUAUAAACCUGUUUGGUCGACUAUGUUCCUUUACGUCUGAUACAACGAUGGAAUCUUUACCAGUAUCGAUUUACUUAGCGACAAAGUGGUGGGUGCUAGUCACUUGGUUUGUAUGGCUGGCUUCCAGCGUGAAUUGGGUGACGAAUGUGGCUUUCACUUUAUCCGCGACUGGAUUGUGCUAUGCCUUUUACAAGACGUGGAACAAUGACCCUGGCACAAUUUCUCUUUCAUUAGACGAGAAGUAUCAAACUAUAAAGCAGUUGGCAGAGUUCGGUCCCGGUUUUGAACCGCAACAUUUUUGUAGCUGCUGUUUGUUGAGGCGACCUAUCCGUUCCAAGCAUUGCUCCAACUGCAAUAGAUGCGUAGCACGCUUUGAUCAUCACUGUCCUUGGGUUGGUAACUGUAUAGGUCUCAACAACCAUCGCUACUUUAUUUACUAUCUCUUUCUACUUUCCGUGUCAUGCGUGAUAUUCAUUUUUGGUGUCGUUAAUUUUUGGAACAAAGAAUGCAACGCGCAUGCAGGACUAGGGGUCUUGUAUUGUGAUGGCUGGGUGACUUUUAUGGCCGCCAACGCGGGUUUGCAUGCAAUAUGGGUUACAGCUCUAUUGAGUUGCCAGUUAUAUCAGGUGGUGAUCCUAGGUAUGACAACAAACGAAAGACUUAAUGCUUCCAGAUACAAACACUUCCAUCGCACUCCUAAAAAGUCUUCUUGGCUCAAAAAAACAAAAUAUGCAAGUCCAUUCGACCGAGGAAUCUUACACAAUGCUGCAGAGUUUUUCCACAUACGAAUCGGAGGAGGAAGUAGCAGCAGCGGAUCACCUAACCAGCGUCCGCGAGACGUGGAUUGGAAAGCUGAAUUUAAUAUGGACAGAUGGUUGAAUGACGAUGAAGAAGAACUUAUCCCAAAAAAUAAUGUGAAUAAUGUUUGAACAAUUAGUUUUACGUGCGUGUCGGUUUAUUACCUUUUUGUGUGUUUUUUUUGUACAAUAUACAUCAAUAAAGUUACGUCCAAAA